AUGACUACAAUUAAGUUUGGGAGCAGCAUUGGAUCUUGUCGUCAGGGUGGAACUGAUGUGGGAACAUUUGAUGAAGAACCUGAGAUCAACAACUGUGAUCCAGAUAAACUUGUCCAGUGUCCGUUUGACAAGAGCCACCAGAUUAGAGUUUGUCGCCUCUCUUACCACCUUAUGAAAUGCAAGAAGAACCAUCCGCAACUUGCCAAGGAGUUGAAAACUUGCCCCUUCAAUGCUUGCCAUUUGGUCCCAAAGCACGAGCUGGCCCAACACACUAAAACCUGUCCCAACAGAACUGCACUGUUCACAAAGGAGGAUGGAAAUGACAAAUGGGGAAAAAGGGAUGUUCCGGUCAUGUCUCAGGCUCAGUUCAAUGCAGACAUGAGCGAAGACUGGGAAAAGGAGAUCGACAAGGCAGCCGUUCCGUUUAUUUGGAGUGCAGAACUAGGGGCCUUCACACAACAGGGGUAUGUUAAGCCUCAACUAAACCAGUCUUGA
Messenger RNA from Nerophis lumbriciformis (worm pipefish), 495 nucleotides. Lineage: Eukaryota; Metazoa; Chordata; Actinopteri; Syngnathiformes; Syngnathidae. The record is from RefSeq and is a predicted model, not a curated record.